AUGGUCAGUUCCAUACCGGAACAGAAAUCUGCCCAAGAUGAUGCCUAUGCGUCUAUUUGGAAAAUUGGAGUCAACGAGGCCUGUACCCGUGCGGUUCUGCACAGUGCAUUCCCGGAUGUUGCGUUGGAUCAGCUGCCUGUCGAGGAAGAGCACGUACGCCAGCUGAUACCGCAGCGGCUUUCACCAAGAAUUGAUACGCAAGAAACAAUGUGCGACAAGGAAGCUCGCCAGAAGCAGUUGUGGGAGCGGGAACCAGAGGAAGCUUGGCCGCACGUCCCAGAAAGCAUUCGCCAUAUGUUGGCCGCGUCCAAUGCUCAAAACAUGGAAAAUAAACUGCAAUUCCUCAGUGAAGAGGACUACCAUCCGCCCCAGGGGCUGGGGGCCUUUCUCCGAUACAAGUCCGCCAUCAGCAAGAUUUUGAGUAUCUGGAGACGCGGCUUUGCGGCCGGUUUCUCCCCCACGAUCCUUAACUACAUUGCGCGACUCCUGACGCGGCAUCAGAUGCGCCGCCUGCGACGGAGCGGUCGGAACGGAGAAGCAUACUGGGCUGCAGUUGACAAGGCUGUCGAUCGCGAGCUUGUCUCGCUCGAGGCGUACGUCGAGCAGCAAUCGGAACCCAGCGCUGGCCCACAAUCGUGGCAAGUGGUGCCGAUUAAGGUGCCGGUGGAGAGAUACAUCCGAUUCACACGCUGCUUCAGAGUUGGACGCGGAGCCGAGCAGCUUAUCAGCCUCCUAAAAGAUGAUAUGGAGGGCAUCGUGAAUGUCUAUCAAGACCACCUCUGGUCUGCGAGGCUACUCCAGAUGAAUCAGCGUCGGAAAGGGCAGUCAAAGAUCCCAUGGAGCCACGGCUACCCAAACUCGUUGUCUGUCAAGGAACACGACUUCAAGAAAUGCGACCAAUCGGGCUUCUGCAAGCGUAAUCGAGCAUAUGCCGACAAAGCCACCGCCGAAAGCACACGAUGGCAAUCACCAUACCAAAUUCAACCUGCAUCCGUAUCAUUCAAAGACGGCCAGCUACAUGCCGUCAUCCAAAAGAGCAUCAACGCCAAGGGCGACACCGUCAACCUACCAAUCACCGUCUCAUUUCUCAAGUCUGGAAACGCUCGCGUGACGGUCGACGAGGAACGACGACAGAAGCAGGACAUUGAGCUACGCCACGACAGCAAAGUUCGAAAGGAGAGAUACAACGAAGCCGAAAAGUGGGUUCUUGUCGGCGGACUGGCCCUCGACAAGGAUGCCAAGGUGUCUCAUCAGGACGACACCCAGACGAACGUCCAGUACGGCAAGGAGGGCAACCUGGAGGCUGCCAUCAAGUACUCGCCCCUUGAAAUUGAUUUUCGACGCGACGGCGCAUCGCACAUCCGAUUCAAUGACCGUGGAUUUCUCAACAUGGAGCACUGGCGUCCCAAGAUCGAAAAAGAAGAGGGCCAGGCGGACACUGACGGGGAGGACGAGUCGACCUGGUGGGACGAAAGCUUUGGAGGCAAUACCGACUCCAAGCCCCGUGGCCCCGAAAGUGUGGCCCUCGAUAUUUCGUUCCUUGGAUAUGAGCACGUCUUCGGCAUUCCUGAGCACACUGGUUCUCUCUCGCUGAAGCAGACCCGCGGCGGAAACGGCAACCACAACGAACCCUACCGAAUGUACAACUCUGACGUCUUCGAGUACAUUCUGGAUAGCCCCAUGACGCUUUACGGAUCUAUCCCGUUUAUGCAAGCCCACAAGAAGGAUUCCACAGUCGGCGUCUUUUGGUUGAAUGCUGCUGAGACCUGGGUUGACAUUGUCAAGUCCAAGGCUGCAAGCAAUCCCCUGACCCUUGGAAAGGCUGGCAAGACCAACACUGAGACACAUUGGAUCUCCGAAAGUGGCCUGCUCGACGUCUUCGUGUUCCUUGGUCCGACCCCCCAGGAUCUCACCCGAACCUACGGCGAGCUGACCGGCUAUUCCGCUAUUCCCCAGGAGUUCGCCAUUGGAUACCACCAGUGUCGAUGGAAUUACAUCUCUGAUGACGACGUCAAGGACGUUGAUCGCAAGAUGGACAAGUUCAAGAUUCCCUACGACGUCAUCUGGCUGGACAUUGAGUACCUUGAUGACCGAAAGUACUUUACUUGGGACCCUCAUUCGUUCACCGACCCAACUGGCAUGGGCAAGCAGCUCGAGGACCACUCUAGACAGCUUGUCAUCAUUAUCGAUCCGCACAUCAAGAAGCUAGAAGGCUACCCAGUCUACGAUCAACUCAGCUCCAAGGAUUUGGCUGUCUAUGACAAGGAGGGCAAACCCUACGAGGGAUGGUGCUGGCCUGGAUCGUCCAACUGGAUCGACUGCUUCAAUCCUAAGGCUCUUGAGUGGUGGAAGUCUUUGUACAAGUAUGACAAUUUCCCCGGCACCGCGGAGAACACUUUUAUCUGGAACGAUAUGAACGAACCGUCCGUCUUUAACGGCCCUGAAACGACCAUGCCCAAGGACAAUAUCCAUUUCGGCCAAUGGGAGCACCGUGAUGUUCACAACAUCAAUGGUCUUACCUUCCAUAACGCCACGUUCGAGGCUCUGAAGACGCGCAAGAAGGGUGAGCUGCGCAGACCUUUCGUGCUCACCCGUUCAUUUUAUUCUGGCUCGCAGCGUCUUGGAGCUAUGUGGACUGGUGAUAACCAGGCUACGUGGGAGCACCUUGCUGCAUCAAUUCCCAUGGUCUUGAACCAGGGCAUCUCUGGGUUCCCCUUCGCCGGCGCUGAUGUGGGCGGUUUCUUCGGCAACCCCUCCAAGGACCUGAUGGCUCGCUGGUACCAGGCUGGUGCCUUCUACCCCUUCUACCGCGGGCACGCCCACAUUGACUCUCGUCGUCGUGAACCAUACCUGCUCGGGGAGCCGUACACCGGCAUUCUGACUCAGGCCCUGAGACUGCGCUACGCUCUUCUCCCCUCUUGGUACACGGCUUUCUUCCAGGCUAAUCGUGACGGCAGCCCCAUUGUUCGCCCGAUGUACUGGACUCAUCCUUCAGAAGAGGGCGGUUUCGCUAUUGACGACCAGCUCUUUGUUGGGUCGACGGGUAUCCUCGUCAAGCCCAUCGUUGAAGAGAACAAGUUCUCGACUGAUAUUUGGAUCCCGGAUGAUGAGGUCUACUACGACUACACCACCUACGAGGUCGUCAACACACAAAAGGGCAAGCGGGUCACGUUCGCAGCUGCUAUUGAUCAGAUUCCGAUGCUUAUGCGCGGUGGUCAUGUAUUUGCACGUCGCGAUAUUCCUCGCCGCUCUGCCGUCGCGAUGAAGUACGACGACUACACGCUUGUUGUUGCUGUGUCCAAGGAUGGAGCUGCUGAAGGCGAGCUGUAUGCCGACGACGGCGACACGUUUGAGCACGAAAAGGGCCAGUACAUCUACCGCAAGUUUAGUCUCAACAAGGAUGGCAUGAGCUCUGUGGAUGCCGAGGGCCGAAGCGCCAAGUCGGUGAAGGCGGGCGCUUGGUUGAAGGCGCAGAGCCAGGUGCACGUCGACAAGGUUGUGAUUGUGGGCGCGACGGAGGCGUGGAACAAGAAGGAGGUCGAGAUUGAGUCGGAGGGCAAGACUUGGACGGCACAGGUGAGCUACCGCGCGGCGACCAAGAACCAGGCCGCGUACGCCGUGGUGGGCCGUGUCGGGGCCAAGAUUGGCAGCGACUGGAGCAUCAAGCUGGCUUAG
Cordyceps fumosorosea ARSEF 2679 is the source of this 3675-nucleotide messenger RNA. Its product is annotated as alpha glucosidase II. Gene Ontology annotation, molecular function: carbohydrate binding; alpha-glucosidase activity. Gene Ontology annotation, cellular component: glucosidase II complex. Gene Ontology annotation, biological process: carbohydrate metabolic process; N-glycan processing. The record is from RefSeq and is a predicted model, not a curated record. Bases 1 to 3675 code for a protein of 1224 amino acids. Lineage: Eukaryota; Fungi; Ascomycota; Sordariomycetes; Hypocreales; Cordycipitaceae. The transcript has 3 exons.